AUUCACUCGUUCGUCGCCAUUUCACAUGAGUGUGAAUGUGGUUCACGAGAGUGUUCCUUAUUUCAAUUAAAAAUAAAUAUAUUACACAGAUUUACACGCAAAAUAUAACUAAGCGAGUUUGCCAAGGUAAGCAGCACUUUUAGCACUCAAAUUAACAAUAUUACGAAUACAUCGUGAAUUAUUCCGAGGAUUUAAUUUGCCAAAAUGGCGUCGAUCGGCUUUCGGAAACUCACUUUCAAUUUCAUUGAGUUUAGAGGUAAGAUUUGAAUUAUCUAAUGCUAAUCAAUUUAAUUUAUUUUCUGUUGUUUUUUUACAGAACAGUGACAUGGAUACAUCAUUGGAUGCGUCCUUAGUGACGCAGUCCAUAAAUUAUCAUGGACAGCAAUUGCAGAAAACUUGGGAAGCAGAAAGAGGGGAAGACGACUUGUCAAAAAUUGGCGUGGGCGCUGUGGAUUUCGCUGUAUACCAGUCAAGACACAAGCACUUGACGUUCCAAGAUCGAGGAAAACGUCUGAAACUACAUCAGUUUAUUGUUAAAGAGGCUAACGCUUUGUUUGAUAGUUCAAUUAUGGAAGAAACACCUUCGUCUUCUAGCCUUGGAACGGACGCGCCUGUACCAGAAGAUAAUCUAUAUGCUCUGAUGCCACCCUUUGAAACAUUUUUAAGUGUAGACAAGUCAGCAAGAUUGAGACAUUUCUUUGAUAAUGUGAAGACAGGUGAACUUAUUAUAGGAGCAGUCAUCAACAGGACUACAUCGGGUAUGAUGCUAAAGGUGUUAUGCACUGCGGGACCAACAUCAAGAUAUGUAGCUGACAUCAAUGUGAAGGCAUUCUUACCAGUAACAAAUAUCAUACCUGCUGUGGACAAGAAAAACAUAUCAAGAAACUACCUGAUGAAUGACACUGUAUGCUGUGAAGUGAUAGAAGUUAUCCCUGACACUGACAAAAUGGUGUGCGGCAUGAAGGGUGUGACGCGAGGCUCGGAUGACCCUCCACCUAAGCCACCACUGGGCCUACUCAGCACUGAUGACUUCCCACUCAUCUACAAGAAAACUGUGGAUAUGAAGGGAGAGAGUUAUGAAGCAAUAUUGGAGAAGAGUCCUGGCUUCAAUAACCCCAACUGCGUCCAAUAUCUUUCUGAACUGCUUGGAAUCUCCAACAUGCAUUGCACCAAUUUUCCAUCAUUGAGGGGAGGAUUUGUACCAACAGAAUAUGCUGAUGAACUACGUCAAGCGCAAGCCAGCAAAUGGGCGUUCCGUUCAGUUGCAGAAGGUAUAGAACAUUUUAAAGCCGGGCGUCACUCUGAAGCUUUCCAGUGUCUAAAUAAAGCAUUGAGCAUUGAUCCGAGAAAUGUCGAGGGAUUAGUAGCAAGGGGAGCACUUUAUGCCAAUAGUGGAACAUUUAAGAAGGCUAUUGAAGACUUUGAAACAUCCUUGAAAUUGAAUCCCAACCACGCUAAUGCUAGAAAAUAUUUAGGAGAGACAUUAGUUGCAUUAGGCCGUAGUUACGAAGACGAAAACAAGAUCACUGAGGCACAAAAAGCAUAUGAAGAUUGUUUAGCUAUAAUACCAUUCCAUGAAGAGGCGCAAAAUUCUCUCGAUUUCUUGAAGAGCAAGACGUCCACAACCAAGCCGUUAAUUGAACCAGCUGAAUUGUUGCUGCCUGGACUGACUGGGGCCAAGUCGUACGAGAUGAAAGAGACAUUGAAGCAGUUGUUAAAUUUAACUGAUAAGAAAGAUAAGAAGAAGAAAAAGAAGCGCGGCAAGGGUAAGAAGAAACGAUCGAGCAGUUCUUCAUCGUCGUCAUCCGACUCAUCAAGCUCCAGUUCAUCAUCGGACUCCUCGUCGUCGUCAUCUGAAACAAGUGAUUCUGAAGGACCUAAUCGCAAGAAGAAGCGUCGGUCUCAGCCUAACAGCAAGCGACAGCGUUCAUUGUCGCCACUGAGUAAGCGCAUGGAGAUGCUCGGCGCGCCUGAGGCCGGGUCUCGCACUCAUAACUCCCAGUUCAACCACCCGUACGGCUACCAGCCGCCCCCACCCCCUGUUGAAGAAGUUAACCCUGAGCCACAGAGGUCUCAAGCAGAUAUCGAUUAUGAACUAAAGGUGCGCAAGUUCUUAGAAAUGACCAAAGAAGAUUCAGACUAUGAAGAUAAAGUCCGGAAUUUCUUAGAAGAAACUGCGCAGUAUAAGCGCAACCGCAAGAUGCAGGAACUGGGUCAGCAGUCACAGCCUGGCGCUGAUCGUGACAAGAAGAAAAAGAAGAAGAAAGACAAGAAGAAGAAAAAGGAGUCUAAGAGAAAACGCAAGGAACAGGAAAGGGAAGAUAAGAGAAAAGCAAAGUUAGCGCGCGCUGCAGCCAACAAUGAAUACAGUCUACGCGAUCUGGACAGCAUUGGAGACAAGAAACUGAGAGAUGCUUUAAGAAAAGAGUUGAAGAGUAAGAAACGAGACCUUAGUUCGGACGGCGAAUAUGAUAGAAAACACGAUAAGAGGAUGCUAGACGAUAUGCACGGGCUCGAGGAGUUGGAGUCCAAGCUGAGCGCAUACCACGUAAUGGUGGAGAAGGAGGUGCUGCACAAGCGCGACGGGCGCGGCUCGCUCAGCCCCAUAGACCAGGCGCCGCCGCCGCCGCUAGAGAAGCCCAAGUGGAAGAUGUCCAUGAGUGCGGUCAAAGACACGGUCAAGAAGAAGGAAACGCCAGUACCAAAGGGUUAUAAAGAACAUUAUGCAUUUGAAGACAGCUCUGAUGAUUCACAAGAGAAUAAUAAGCCAUCUCCGUCAAGUGGCGAUAAAAACGUAUCGGUACGUAGGGCUAUGGCAAUGAAGGAACCACCGCCGUUGCCGUCUGCGCCCCCGCCGAACAAGCGAGAGCCGGACCCGCCCGGUACCGAGCCUGCACAUCCAGUCCGUAAAGGCAACAUAGUCCUAGACAAGUUUGGUUCAUUCCGACUAGCGCAAGAGGGUGAAACUCCGGUAUCUGUGGGAGAUGGACGACCAGAACAAUUUGUGACGCGCAUCAAACCACCUUCCCCUUCAGGGCGCCGACCACGCUCACCACCUUCACCGAGAAGGCAUUCAUCUAACUCUUCUGAUGACGAUAGAAGAUCUAAGCGUUCUAGGAGCAGGUCGCGACCACGUAAGUACCGAUCCCGGUCUCGGUCUCGGUCGCGGUCAGCAUCGAGUGCGAGUGGCUCCGUGGCGUCGCGGCGCCGUCGUUCGGGCUCGCCUCGCUCCCGCUCUCGCUCCGACGCAAGCCGCUCCUACUACUCCCGCAGCAGAUCUCGAUCACGGUCUGGCUCAAGGUUCCGCCGUUUCGUGCGUCGCGGAAACUGGCGAGGUCGCGGUGGGUAUGAACGCGGCACGUACUACCGUCCUCGCUUCCACACGUACAACGGCGGUGGUGGCGGACGUGGACGCGGCCGUGGUGGCGGCGGAGAUUUCCGCCGUGAUGAUGGGCGUCGGUUCCAACAAGAAUGGCGUGACAACCGCUCAAGAGGAGGUCGUCCAUUCAGGCCACGCCGGGGCGGCGGUGGCCGUGGUAGACCCUUUAGGGGUGGUGGUUUCCGUGACUUUAGAGAUCGCAGAGGCGGUCGUUAUUCAAGAUCACGUAGUCCUGAAAGGCCACGUAGAUCCAGGUCCUACAGCCCAGAGCGACGAGACAAAGAUAGAGACAGCUAUUCCCGUUACUCUGAACGCGAUAGCCAUCGUAGCGAAGGUGAAUAUGAAGAAGAAAGAUACGUGGACAGAAAAGAAUACGACGGAAAGUGGGCUGAUGGAAACGAGCCCGAAAGAAACGCCCAUCCCGAGGAGAAGCCACCCGCGGAACAACAAGCCCCCAAAGAAUAAAAUCACAAGAGUUUGGUUUUGCCACAGAGUGCUAGUUUUACGGUUAGGUAUUAAAGUUUGUUUAGGUGCUAAACACCACUUACGUACGUAUUGACUGUGAAUCAUCUGAUCUACUACAUACAAAUUGAAUUUUAAUACUAUAUCUCUUUCCGAGAAUGGCAACCUUAUUUUUAAAGCAAAUGCAGAUUAUCUAUUGUAUCAAUCUUUUAUAUCUUAUUUCUGCAACUUUCUUUUUUUAUAUUCUGUUAUUACAUUUAACAUCAGUUAUCCACGGUCAAUUUUUAUUACAAAAUGUAUUCUUAGUUACGAUUACUUGUAAAUAUAGGUAUAGAGUACAAUAUGAAUGUAUUCCUUUCUGUUUUUUCGUGAAUGUACGUAGAUUAGAAUACCGGUUACGCAUUUAUGUUUACUUUGAAAUACUAACAAUUAAAUACUGCAUAAAUAUUUGGAUUUCUAAUUAUAAUUUCAAUUUCCACUUGAUAAACAGAUCAUUCCAAAGUUUAAUGGAAUGAAAUAGCAUAGUCAGUCACUAUAAUAAAGUUUUAUUUUAUUUGUAAUUGGUGUAACUAAUUCUAUAAAGUGACUUUCAAUGUACA
Messenger RNA from Spodoptera exigua (beet armyworm), 4440 nucleotides. The record is from the annotation of a GenBank genome assembly. NCBI's taxonomy places the organism in Eukaryota, Metazoa, Arthropoda, Insecta, Lepidoptera, Noctuidae.